AUGUCAUUUGAUUAUGUAGUGGACGGGAUCGUAGAUCUUUGGAGCCACGACGUAGUCCCGUGGCUCACUUGUCGGCAAGGACAGCGAAGCACCUACAAGGCCUCCUCCCCGCGAACAGUGGUGAACUCACGCAACGCAAUCUGUCCAACCGACACCUCUAAACCACGAGAGAACGCUCCCGAAGCUCUGGCAAGACUGCCUGAUGAACAAAAUAACUUGGUUGGAACACUGACGAAACGGCACUUGUCAGGAUUAGAAACGGCCCCAGCACAUGGUCUGAUAUAUCAGAAUGCAGAGGUUAUCAGGGAUGUUCUCUGCGUGCUCAGUAACCUCCGGGGACAUAACCUUCUCUCUCCUCUCACCACAAACCGUCAAGUAGACAGGAAUACUCUUUCAAACCACAUAGAGGCCAAACCUAUUAACCUCACGCGUCACCAACAGCCUACUUACGACAGUCAACCACACCAUACGUCGUCUAUUAAGGGGCAGUUUAUUUGUCCGAACUGUACUCAGGACUUUUUAAACCGUGACGCCCUAGCCAUGCAUAUGAUGGAGAGCGUACAUUCAGAGGCCUGUGCUACUUCGAUUGGCAAUGCUAGUAAGGAAGAUAGAGCCAAAAAGCCAACUACGUGUCAUCACACGAAGAUUACAACUCCCACCCACUCCUCUAAUCAAGCUCGUAGGUACAUUAGACCUCCAGUUCUUACGGGAAGCAACACUGCAUCUUUUCAGCCCCUCUUUCAGUCCUUUAUUAAAACAAGGCCGGCUGUGGACGCGGGAGUUUCGCGGCCAGGACGAAAGCCGAGGCGACUGGUUUUCGCUACUACAGAGGAACCACGGGUAGUACCUAUGGAUCCAGUGAGUAAAGCUCCAAUGGCAUUGAAGCGCCCUAGGUCAUGCGAACCGAAAUUGAGUGGCAAGUGGGCAGCAGAAGAUCGGCCAGACAGGGCGAGUUCGACUCCUAGUGGAGCACAGACAGUGUCCCUUUCGGCUGUUAUGGGUCCACCCAGUAGAAUUUGUUUGUACGAGAAAACCGAAGACCAAGUGCAUGAAGUUCGUUAUUUAAAUAAGUUGGAGCCCCCCACAGAAAAGAAGGCUCGCACGAAAACUCUAGAGGCAAUCGAGCCCGUGGCAAACCGAGGUGACCUCAAGCCUGCCCCAAAGUCGGCUGAACGCGGACCAAGCCUCCCUGGACCCUUCGGCCAGUGGCGUCCACCGCCAACUGAACACUCGGCAACUCUGCACUACCCGUUUAUUUGUAGACAUUGUGGAAUAGGUUUCACCGAUCAAACACUCUACAACCUACAUAUGGGUCUUCACACUUCUUCCAACCCAUGGCAGUGCAACAUGUGUAGCAAAGAAUUUUCAAAUGUCUACGAGUUUGCAGCGCACGCACUUCAUUACUAA
Molecule: messenger RNA, 1407 nt
Organism: Mesocestoides corti
Lineage: Eukaryota; Metazoa; Platyhelminthes; Cestoda; Cyclophyllidea; Mesocestoididae
Source: the annotation of a GenBank genome assembly